Molecule: messenger RNA, 2046 nt
Organism: Parastagonospora nodorum SN15
Lineage: Eukaryota; Fungi; Ascomycota; Dothideomycetes; Pleosporales; Phaeosphaeriaceae
Exons: 2
Coding region: 1-2046 (681 amino acids)
Biological process (GO): sodium ion transmembrane transport
Cellular component (GO): membrane
Source: RefSeq, a predicted model, not a curated record
AUGGACAGACUCAGAAGGAUUGGAAAUAAAAUCGCACCACCUCCGCAAAAGGCUGCGGAUGGCCGCGAUCAAUGGCCUUCUCGUACUGCAUUCAUACUCGCUUCAUUGAGUGGUGUCAUUGGAAUGGGCAACUUCCUGCGAUACCCAUCUACGGUCUUCAACAACCACGGGUUGCAAUGGUUCAUACCGUACCUACUGGCCCUGGUCCUACUUGCAGUUCCUGCCCUAGCUCUCGAGUUGGCCGCUGGCAAUGCCUAUCGUGGUGGUACCGUCACUGCUUUCAAUAAGAUCAGUCGGCGAAUGAGAGGAACUGGGUUUGCCCUAAACUACGUCGGUCUCGUCGUCAGCAUUUAUUUCAUCCCUAUCAUCGCCUGGGGAAUGGUCUUCUUCCAAAAGUCGUUCACUAGCCCGCUCCCCUGGGCCGGCAACACUGAGAGCUACUUCAUGUAUGAGGUGACUAGUGCAAUUGAUCCUGAUUCAUCUGGAACCUGGGUGGACUACCCUGGGACGAGCUUCGACGGUCGCCUCGUUGGUUGGAACGCGUUUCUGUUCUUCCUCGUAUGGCUUUGUAUAUUUCGUGGCACCGGUUGGACGGGUCGCGUAGUUUACUUCACCAUGGGCAUGCCACUCAUCGUCAUUGUAAUACUUAUUGGACGAGGCGCUUCGCUACCAAACGCCGGGCGUGGGAUCCGACUGUAUUUUGCGACCUGGAGAUCUGAAGCUCUUAGCGGAACCGGUAUCUGGCAGGAUGCUGUCGGUCAGGUCUUUUACUCAACAGGCGUCGGUUUUGGCUUUUACACAGCGUAUGCUUCAUACAACCAUCAAUUCGCCAACGCUGCUCAGGAUGCUGUUAUCCUUGUUUUUACAAAUGCUUUUCUCGAGGCCUCACUUGCAUUCGCCGCAUUUGGCAUUGUGGGCUUCAUGGGUAUGACUCCCGAUCCGGAGAAUCCAAUGGGAAGUUAUAGCUUAGGCUUCAUGACCUACCCCGAGGCUUUUGUCCACAUGCCGGGCUCAAACUUUUGGUCUGCUCUCUUCUUCCUCACUCUUGCGGUCGUCGGUGUUAGUUCAACUUUCGUCAUGCUUGACGCAUUCAUGACAUUGAUCAUGGAUUCCGCGUUCGCUCGGACUAGACGUUGGACACGAACAUGGGUAGCGACUGUGCUUGUGUUUGUCGUCUUCCUGUUAUCUCUCCCGAAUUGCACGCAAUUUGGAUAUUACUAUCUGGACGGCAUCGACCGAUGGAUCAACAACGUUGGUUUGGUAUUUGUCGUCUGGGCUGAAUGCGUCAGUGCCACCACAGUAUAUCGCUUCGAGGACGUCGUCGAUCAGGUUGGUUUACAAGCCUACAUUACCUACAAUGCCGGAUUCUUUGGAGCUCAGCUUUUGAGUCUCAUCAUCGGUCACACCGUCGGCGUGGAGGCUGGUGCGGGCGUGGGUUUCGGUGUCUUCAUUAUAGUUUUAAUCCCUGCCGUUGUGAUUGCGAAGACUCCUACAGUCAAAGUCACUGCCAGGCGAUUUGGCGGUUACGGCUACGCCUCGAAGCUAUACUACCUCGCCUUCUAUUCGGGCAACCAACUUCGUCAUGAUCUGAAUGCCGUCAUUGGGGGCGAGAAGAACUGGACACUGCCUUUCUUUUGGGCGCCCUUGCUGCGAUACUUUUCUGGUCCCAUCCUAGCCAUUAUCCUCAGCCUCGCAUACCCUAGCUUCGACCAGCUCCGUUACGACCCACUCCACGUCAUGGGCUUCAUAAUCGCCCAUUUCUUGCUUGUCUGGUGUGUGAUCGGGUUUGUGAUACCCCAGUGGCUUGACAUCUUCAUCAUACCGGAGCGCAGGGACGACUGGAAACAGCCACUUGCACCUGGGAUUCUGCGCGACACCACAGAAGGAGAAGUCGUCGAUCGCUUGGAGACUGGCUCACAAUUCGACAUGACAGAAGGCAAGAAGGAUGAUUCCGUGAACAACAACACAUCGAAUGGAAGCCUACGACACGACAGUAAUAGCUCCGUGACUGCAGAUCUAAGAGGUGACAACGCUGAUAGGCUGUAA